AUGACAUCUACUCCUCCCCAUCAAUACUCCGACUUCUUCAUCCCAGAACUUCCUGUCAAUAGCUUGCGCGAGUUAUGCGCGGAAGAUACGCUAGCGUGCUGCAUCCCCGUGGGCACUCCUGCCUUCAACCCGUCAGCCGGUCUUUCUACACUGUUCUUUCGGCUAAGCGAUCGAUGCGACUCGUGGUCUGUCACCCCCUCAUCGACCUCCGUGCCCGCGAUGAAUCAGAAAAUUGUAUUUGAGCCGGCACUCGAAGAUGCAUCCUUUCAACUCGGCUGGAACGGGAUGCUCAGCCAGCUGCCCGAUGCGGCUGCAUAUCUGCCAGCAGUAAAAUUUGCUCUAGGGAAUGGUCUCGAUUCCGAUGUUUUUAUCCUGCGGCGGGACUGCCUCACUGACAUAUCCAUCCCUAUCAACUCACGUCAAUCACCGCCUUUACAAGGAUGCGACAUUAUCGCACUUCGUUUAUCAACUGGUGCUUGGCACCACUACGUCUUCCGCGAUCUUGUCCAGAUGUUUCCUGAAGCAAUCGUACACGAACGAUUUGACAUGCUCAAAGUCAUAGGGAGAGGCGCCUAUGGUGCCGUCUUCCUCGCAAAGCGUCGCGCUGCCCCCGGCGAUCUUGUGGCAAUCAAGCGACAGCAUUGGGCCGCUGAUAACUUGGACAUGGCGGAUAUAUGUCCACCUUCUAGUCGUCGCAACGAGGCAGUAUAUCUGGAGACCAUGAAGGCGACCGGCGGAAUAGAGUAUUUGUGCAAGAUCUUGGAGCCGGAGAUAAUUUCUAUCGCUUCUGCCCUCACAGUGGACGAGUACGAUUCUAUUCGUAAAGAAAGCUUUGCUGUGCACUGUAUGAUCUUGGAGUAUCGUGAGGGCGGGACGUUGAGGAACUUCAUAAGGUGGUCAGGAAACAAAUCUCUCAGUGAAUCCGAGAUGCGUUACUUUGGGCGUCAAAUACUAAAGGGACUAAUGACCCUGCAUGGGAACGACUUCAUCCAUCGCGAUUUGAAGAUCGAUAACUUACUCGUCCGCUAUACUCCCAAGAAGAGUGUCGUGACGCCAGUUGUCAUCGGAAAGAACGUGAAACGGCAGCGUGAGGAUGAGAUUGGCAUGACCUUUAAGGUUGGCACCGUGGGCUGGUUUCCUCCGGAACUUGAUAGUCUCGGGCAGGGCAACCGCACCCACAAGUCCGACGUAUGGACUGCGGGAUUGAUACUGGUGGCACUCCUGACAAACAACUUCAAACCCAGGCAUGGAAUCAAGCUAGCAGAUAUCCAGAUUCUGGACAGUGAUGACUUCAGUUCACAAUGUCGAGAAGUUCUGAAAGGAUUGUUGCAAGACUUGCCGGAAGACAGAAUCUCCAUCGCGGACGCCCUUGCCAGCCCAUGGUUCUCGGCCGCUGAUAGCAUGUACACGAUCUUUCCUGGUCUUACCGAUGGCCACGUAGCUGGCCCCAUUGAUAACUCGUCGUUGACUGCCGGACAUUCCUACGUCGAUGCUACGUCCGCGGCGGCAGGCAGGGACCAGUCGCCCGAUGCGACGAUCAGGGCCGUCGCUGUGCACGGGCACGACGAUUCGGUGACGCCCGUGGGCUCGGCCGUAUGCGCCGUUCCCACCAUGCCAUUGGAAUCGCGACUACAACUUCCCCGCGAGGACGUCCGCGGUCCAGUCAUAGCUAUGGCAAGCCCCGACGUACUUGCGGUGUCACGGAUGGACCAUUCCAACUCUGACGCUCCCGAUCGAACUCCUCAGCAUUCGCUUUUCUCCGCUCAGAGCUCAUUGUCGGUGCAGGAUGCAAUCUCUUCGCACGCCUCGCUCCUGGCACGGGAGACACUGAUCGCACGCUCCAUUCCGACGGCACGCUCACACGGUUUAACGUCUGUGCGCGGCGGUCCUGGGGGCCGUUAUGGACAUCUGCGGCCUGCGACUGCCAGCGCAAGCGGGUCUUCCAACGCAGCCAUCAGGCGCCCUCCAGCGCGGCAGAAGCGGGUGAACUCGCUGGAAGUUGAUGAAGAGCUGGAGAAUAGCAUGGACUUGACUGCCUGA
Peniophora sp. CBMAI 1063 is the source of this 2040-nucleotide messenger RNA. NCBI's taxonomy places the organism in Eukaryota, Fungi, Basidiomycota, Agaricomycetes, Russulales, Peniophoraceae. The record is from the annotation of a GenBank genome assembly.